Dunckerocampus dactyliophorus (ringed pipefish) is the source of this 3516-nucleotide messenger RNA. It is a transcript of the gene mta2, whose product is annotated as metastasis associated 1 family, member 2. Gene Ontology annotation, molecular function: chromatin binding; transcription coactivator activity; transcription corepressor activity. Gene Ontology annotation, biological process: negative regulation of transcription by RNA polymerase II. Lineage: Eukaryota; Metazoa; Chordata; Actinopteri; Syngnathiformes; Syngnathidae. Bases 350 to 2341 code for a protein of 663 amino acids. Gene Ontology annotation, cellular component: NuRD complex; nucleoplasm. The record is from RefSeq and is a predicted model, not a curated record. The transcript is spliced from 18 exons.
UGAGAGUGUGCUCGGCGAGCUGAGGUGAAGAAGAGGAGGAUGAAGCAGGGAGCGGAGGAUGGGAGGAAGAGUGGAGUAAAGAGACAGGCGGGUUGUGCGUGAAUGACCGAGUGAGGACGAGGACAAGAAGGUCGUCAGAGGGAGACAAUCCAAUGCUUCGGGGACACCCUAAGGAGUAUUGCUAACGGAAACUUUGAACUUUUUUUUACCCGCCACUGCUGUGCCCGGAGCCGGCUUUGUUUCACCGCCGGGGCGUCUCUAAAUGAAGGAAUAAAAUAGAUCCCUGUCGACCUUUGCUGUCCAAGUGGGGGAUUACUCUGGAGCCGAUUUUGAUCCAGGAUACUAAAGAAUGGCGGCCAACAUGUAUCGAGUGGGAGAUUACGUUUACUUUGAGAACUCCUCCAGCAACCCAUACCUAAUCCGCAGAAUAGAAGAGCUCAACAAGACGGCUAAUGGGAAUGUGGAGGCCAAGGUGGUGUGUCUCUUCAGGAGACGAGACAUCUCAGGCAACCUCAACACACUGGCUGACAGCAACGCACGAGAGUUUGAGGAGGAGUCCAAGCAGCCAACACUGUCUGAACAACAGAAGCACCAACUCAAACACAGAGAGCUCUUCCUCUCUCGACAGUUUGAAUCUCUACCUGCCACUCACAUAAGGGGCAAAUGUAAUGUCACCCUCCUCAAUGAAACAGAUGUUCUGUCAGGCUACUUAGAGAAAGAGGACUGUUUCUUCUAUUCACUGGUGUUCGACCCAGUCCAAAAGACCCUGCUGGCUGACCAGGGAGAGAUCCGGGUGGGCUCCAAGUACCAAGCAGAGGUCCCAGACAAACUAACUGAGGGUGAACCAGACAACCGGGUCCAGGAGAAGCUGGAGACCAAGGUGUGGGACCCCGACAACCAACUCAAAGACCCUCAAAUUGACCAGUUCCUGGUGGUGGCAAGAGCUGUUGGGACAUUUGCUCGAGCACUGGACUGCAGCAGCUCCAUCCGCCAGCCCAGCCUUCAUAUGAGUGCAGCUGCUGCCUCCAGAGACAUCACACUGUUCCAUGCCAUGGACACAUUGCAGAAGAACAAUUAUGAUCUGGCCAAAGCCAUGUCUACCCUGGUGCCCCAGGGCGGUCCUGUGCUGUGUCGUGAUGAGAUGGAGGAGUGGAGCGCCUCUGAGGCCAUGCUGUUUGAGGAAGCUCUGGAGAAAUAUGGCAAAGACUUCAACGACAUCCGUCAGGACUUUCUGCCUUGGAAGUCCUUAGCCAGCGUGGUGCAGUUCUACUACAUGUGGAAGACUACAGACCGCUACAUCCAGCAGAAACGACUAAAGGCUGCCGAGGCAGACAGCAAGCUGAAGCAGGUUUACAUCCCCACCUACACCAAACCCAACCCCAAUCAGAUCAUGGUGCCAGGCAGCAAGCCUGGGAUGAAUGGUGCUGCAGGCUUCCAGAAAGGUCUCAACUGUGAGAGCUGUCACACGGCGCAGUCACCUCAGUGGUACGCAUGGGGUCCCCCAAACAUGCAAUGCAGACUUUGUGCUUCCUGUUGGAUCUAUUGGAAGAAGUAUGGAGGUUUGAAGACCCCCACGCAGCUAGAGGGCGCUACAAGAGCUGGCUCUGAGUCGGGGCCCCGUGGACACAUGACCCGCCAGGAGGUCCAGGGCUUGUCGCCGUUCACUCGCAAUGAGGGGCGAGCCAAGCUGCUGGCAAAGAACCGCCAGACCUUCAUCCUGCAGACCACCAAGCUCACCCGCGUGGCUCGGCGGGUCUGUGAGGAUAUCCUGCAGCCUCGCCGAGCCGCACGACGGCCGUACGCCUCCAUUAACGCCAACGCCGUCAAAGCUGAGUGUAUGAUCCGCUUGCCCAAGGCUACAAAAACUCCUGUGAAGAGCAAAGUGGUGCCUCGACAGUCGCUGGCCAACAUUGUGAAGGAUUUAGCCAUCUCUGCUCCUCUUAAACUGAAGGCAUCCAGAGGACCCCCGACACCCAUCAACAGGAACCAGGCCAGCCAGCCACGAGUGGGCCAAGGCCUGCUGGGAAAGAGAGGCUUUGACAGUGCCACAGGAAUGCCCUACUCAGCCAAUGGGAGGUCUUAUACUUCCGGAAUGAGGACCACCUCCCAGUCUGUCAUUAAGCGUCAGAAGGUCAGCCAGGGAGAAGCCCCCAACCCUGUUGUGUUUGUGGCCACCAAGGAUACCAGGGCUUUGAGGAAACAUCUGACUCAAUCAGAAAUGCGACGGGCAGCGAGGAAGCCUCAUCUUCCUGUUCGGAUCAAGCUGCCCCCGCCCCUUCGUCCCCCGGCCAUACCCCUGCUCCCCUCUAGCACCAGCGAGCCCAUCGUCCUGGAGGACUAAAGGAAGGGGUUUCUUUUUUAGCGGGACAGGGACAAGGGUCUGUGUCAUUACCUGCCGUCUUUUACUUCCCAUUUCUCUUUAGUCCCCCCACAAGUGAAUCUUUCCAACACAUACACAUUUAACACCUCCUCCUCCCCACACACACACCUCAGGCUUUGUAGGAUUUUAUUCUAGAUCCUGAAUUGCUUUUUAAUGCCGUCUGCUUUUAUAUGUGUAAUUUAAAUGGAGCUAUUUUUUUUCUCCCUCUCCAUCCUUAAAUGUUAAUGAUAAAGCACACUUUGUCCACAUCGAUAUUUCUGUGUAAAUAUAUGAGCAAAGUGAAGGGGAGGAAGUUUUAAUGUAUCUGCGUCACAACAACAGCAACUCUAUUUUUGAGCAAGCACAAAACAAGUUUUUUUUUAAUCAUUCACAUCACUUAAUUUGGCAAAAAGGUCAACCAGAUGUGCAAUGGUGUUAAUGUGUUCAUCAUUUGACAGCCUAGCUUACCUUAAGCAAGUAUCGGUGGGGUAAAUCUACAGAAUACUAAUUCACACACUGUACACGUGCUUGUUUUGUGCUUGCCGAUCUUUUUUCUUAGCUCUUUAUGCAUUUGAACGAGUUGCUGUGUGACUUGCUGAUGCCGCUCGUUGCUUCCAAGCAGUGUUGCGAGCGUGUGGAGGUCCACGAUGAAGCCAUAGUGUGUGACAUCUGUCAACAUGAGCUGAAUGAAAAUGACGCCGUGCUGUUUUUUGCUCGCCUGCUGACGAAAGACUGUUGAUUUUUAAAGCAGCAAUAUGAAAGUGUGUGUGAUUGGUUACACGGUGAGAGACUUCACAUCCCUCAGCUUUACUUUGCUUUGUUUGCUUUGGGUGCCCUCGUUAGUACCUUUUUAAGAAAGGCUUAAUUGAAUAAUCAUAAUUCUUGUGUAUUGCCCUCCUCCUGAGCUCCACAGCACUGAGGACGACGAGGAUUUUUGUUAACAGUAUCUUUCUCAAAAAAAAGGAAAAGUAGGAAUGUUUGUAGCAAAUUCUAGUCUGUUGGAAGGAAAGUGGAUUAUAUUGGAAUUUCUUGUGUGGCUCUCCUCUUCAUUGGGCGCUCUGCUAAUUUGAACAUUCAGUUGGGAGGGUGGGUGUGCGGGGGUGUACUGACUUUUUCUAUGGCUCAGAGAGAAAUAUGCUACAAUUGAAAACAUUUUU